AUGCGUCCUCUGAUCCGCAUUAGUUUCUUCUUCACCAAGCAUCCCUCGAUGUCUCAGUCGGAAUUCGAGACCUACUGGCGCGACACACAUGGCCGUCUAACAGUCGCAUCCAAGGCCUUCAGUGAAGCCGAAAUCCAGCAGUACACCCAGAUCCACAAGGACAAGGCUCUGAAUAAUGAGGCCGCGAAUAUGGGCCUCUCGCUCAUGGAUCUCGCGUGGGAUGCGUGCUCGGAGAUUUAUGUCAAGAGUUGGGAGGACUACUUGUUGUUCGCCACCAGCCCUGAGAUGAGAGAUGUUCUAGCGCCUGAUGGUACUCAUAUCAUUCAUCCGGAGAAGGGUGUGAGAGUUAUGGUUACCAAGGUUGAUCCAUUGUAUAUAAGUAGUAUUCUCUGA
Molecule: messenger RNA, 393 nt
Organism: Penicillium maclennaniae
Lineage: Eukaryota; Fungi; Ascomycota; Eurotiomycetes; Eurotiales; Aspergillaceae
Product: EthD domain-containing protein
Exons: 1
Coding region: 1-393 (130 amino acids)
Molecular function (GO): oxidoreductase activity
Source: RefSeq, a predicted model, not a curated record